Molecule: messenger RNA, 3090 nt
Organism: Amblyraja radiata (thorny skate)
Lineage: Eukaryota; Metazoa; Chordata; Chondrichthyes; Rajiformes; Rajidae
Product: protein phosphatase 1 regulatory subunit 3E
Exons: 1
Coding region: 384-1271 (295 amino acids)
Biological process (GO): regulation of glycogen biosynthetic process
Cellular component (GO): protein phosphatase type 1 complex
Molecular function (GO): glycogen binding; protein phosphatase 1 binding
Source: RefSeq, a predicted model, not a curated record
UCUCUGUUUGAUUUAUAUGCUGCAACGCUUAGCGCUUUAAAUUUUGAAGAGGAACCCCCUCCCCCCCUCCCUCCCCCCAUUCUUUCUCGCUUCCUCCCUCCUGUUCCGCGACUGGGAGUCCUCGUCGGCCGGGCUGUUGCGAAGCCUUGAUUGUCAUCCGCGUCACUGCACUUUGAGCCUGAAUCGUUCCCUCGGUUGUUUAAUGUAUUUCCCUCCCCUUUAUAUAGGGGCAGGUUCUGCCGUGCUACCGCGGGAGCCGGGGCUGUCCAGACGUACGAGGAAAAAGAUAAUGUGGUUUUAGUGGGGUCUUUUUUGUUCCCACUAUUGAGCUAGUUCCAGCGGAGAAACCCAGUUCCAGCGGAGAAACGACUUGCCUGACACUGAUGGAGAAGCCAGCGGUGCAUUCGAGCCUGUGCAUGCCGCGGAACUUCAGCUGCAUGGCCGAGCUGUACGGCAGUUUGGGCGAGGAAUGUGCCGGCGCCGGUCUGGAAGGAGGGAACGAUUGUCACCCCGUGUGUCAGCAUCAAGAGAGGAGCCGAGAAUGCUCCAGCAACUGCGGCGGCUUUCCCAGCCCAGGUCAGCGCAGGAGGGCCAAGUCGUUGCCGGCUCCCGCCGAUCGGAGCGGCACUUCCCUAGAGAAAGCCAGCGUCUGCCGCGCCAGCAGGAAGAGCGUCCGCUUCGCAGACUCCUUGGGUCUGGAGCUGACCACCAUCAGGCACUUCUGCGACGCCGACAUGCCCCAGAUCCCUCACCGGGUCAUGGCCAGGCUGAGGAAAGAACGACCCGAGCGAAUGCUGCCCGCCAACAUGAUGGACUUCCUGCUGGACAACACGGCACACACCCUGGAACCCAUGUUCAUCGACCCGGCCAGUUGCCCCGGCUUCCUGGAGAGGGUAAGGACGGACAAGGUUUGCUUGGAGACCAUCUCCACCGACAACUUCAGUAUCCUGGGGCUCGUCAGGGUCUCCAACAUCUCCUACGAGAAGCAGGUGUUGGUCAGAUACACCCUCAACCAGUGGACAUCAUACGUGGACAUUGGAGCCAGCCACAACGCGCACUCUGUCGACGGCCAGACCGACACCUUCUCCUUCAAACUGGUCACCCCACUUUUCCUGGACACGGGCGGCACUCUCCAGUUCGCUAUCCGCUACUCGGUAGCAGGUCAAGAGUUCUGGGACAACAACAAAGGCCACGACUAUCAUGUACUAAGCCACAAGGUCAAAAUUUCGCCACCCAAGGACUGGGAGAACGGCUGGAUUCACUUCAUUUGAGCCAAGAAGGGGGGGGGGGGAGUUUAUUUACAGCAUCAGGGAUGGUGGUACAGUAUUUGACAGUCUCGCCCAGUCCUCCCCGUCUGCUACAAGGUUUCGGUUUCUGUUUGAAGGUAAAUUCUACCGUGGGACCACCGUGAGAACUGGAAAUUCUCCUUAACACCUUCCAGUCUGUGUUUGUGUGUCAGGGAAAGUUGGUCACAGACAAUACAAGCAAUAAGUUGAGUUGAAUUUUAGUUCUGAGGGUGGAAUUGUGUGUCAGAAUUGUGAAAUGGCAUUGUUUGAUUGACUACUUUACCAGAGAUCGUUCUAGCUAAUCUCUAAAGCUUCCAUCAUCUUUAGAGAAAAAAAGUGUCUGUGAAACGUGAUAACCUUUUCACCACUUCUGCAAACACGUUGCAAGUCUACAUGCCACUUAGAACAAAUGAAUGCAGGCAUCCUUUGACAUACCCCCUUCCCAAGGGAAGGUUACAUGGUCUGGCAGCCCUCACAGGGUGACCAGAAUAAUCUCGCAUGACUGAUAAGGGUGCUGACAACCUUGGCAAGUUGCAUAUUAUAGUCACUGGGAGAUUAGUGGGAAGGGAGUGGGACACUAGUGAUGUAUUUUUGGACAAAGUGUAAAGAGUAAGUUAUGAGGGAGGGGAGCUUAAGUUUAAAUUAUAAACAGAGUGAAGCAUCAACCUGACCAGCACUUGCUCAAAGGUUCUAAUGCUUCUGAUGGUUCUAAUGCUUCUAAUGGUUCCAAUGGUUCAUAUAGUUCAUGUAUCCACCUUUCCAUAAUCAUUGGUGCUGGCUCUGAUUUGUUCUGAACCUUUUUCAUACCUCGAGUUUCCCUCUCCUCUGACUAUCAGUCUGAAGAAGGGACUCAACCCAAAAACAUCACUUAUUAUUUUUCUCCAAAGAUGCUGUCUAACCCACUGAGUUACUCCAGCAUUUUGUGUCUUAUCUUUGGUAUAAACCAGCACCUGCAGUUCCUUCCUAUAUUUUUCCAAUGGUUUUAAUGGUUCUACUGGUUCCAAUGGGCAGCACAGUAGCAGCUGGUAGAGCUGCUUUCUCACAGCACCGGUGACCUGGGUUCAAUCCUGACUCCAGGUGCUGCCAGUGCGUAGUUUGCACGCUCUCCAUGUGAUGAUGUGGGUUUUCUCCAGGUGUGCAGGUUUCCCUCCAUAUCCAAAAGACGUGGGGGUUUGUAGGUUAAUCGGUUUCUGUAAAUUGCCCCUAGUGUUGGAUACGAAAGUGGGAUAAUAUUUAAAAAAGUGUGACCGGGUGAUCAAUGGUCAGUGCGGUGUGGGGUGUGUUUCCAUGCUGUAUCUCUAAACUAAACUAAAUGGUUCUAAUGGUUCUGAUCAUUCUAAAUCAACCAAAGGCUCUAACGAAGCAUUGCUCCCUUUAUAAAAAAUAUUCUGCAAAGGAUAUAUAAUAUAUUUGAAAAAAAUUGAAAAAAACUAUCACAGAUAAUUAUUUUAUGGAAAAGUUUUAGAGUAUUGUGAAGGUAUGUCUGAGUGAUGGACAAGAGAAAUGAACUCUAUGCACUUUGACCAAUAGAUAAUAAUCUCUAUAUUUAGAUUAAAUUCAUUUGCUCUUGUAAACUUUGAAGCCCUUGUUUAAACCAUGAAGCAAAGAUAGACUUUAGCUUCAGGAUUUGUUUAGUUUCAACACUAACAUAGCGUAUUGCUGAUUUUACAUUUGGUGCUACAACAUCCAUGGAUGUGAGCCACACAAUGUAAUUUGAAGGUGGAUCAAAUUGUAUCUGUUUAGCAAAUGUACAGUGUGCCCCUUUAAAUAUACGCUAUUAUUUUUGUGAAUGAAAUAUACCUUU